CACAUCAGAUAUGCAAGCGCAUCAUUCUCUGACAUUACGCGUUGUUGCAUUGUAACCCGGCAAGCGGGAAUUGCCGAGCCGCCUCGUCCCUGAAUUGCGUGACGUCUUAUAAACAUUGUUACUUUGUAACGUGACCCGCUGACAAGACCAGCAGCGAGGGUACAAUGGGCCAGCUGAAGCGCCGGCGCCCGGCGCACUUGCUGCGCCCGGACCAGAUGCUGACCACGCUGUCGGGCCUGCGGCUGCACGCGCUGCUGCAGCACGGCGGCAUCUGGCUGGCAGUGCCGCCGGAGCUGGGGGAGGUGCUCAACCAGUGCUGCACCGGCCAGUUGGACGGCGGGCCCGGAACUGCGGAGGAGGUGGCGGCGGUGCUGGCGCCUCUAGUGGGCGAGCCCCUGUGGCCGCCGCCGGGGCUAGCGGCGCCCGUGGCGGCGGCGGCGGAGGCAGCGGUGGCGGAGGAGGCGGCGGCAGCGGCGACUCCACAGGCACCAGCUGACGUGUCAGGGGCACGGCCGCAGCAGCAGCAGCAGCAGCAGCAGCAAGAGCCAGAAGCUAUGGAGGUCGACGCAGGGGCGGGGAUGGGCGCGGGGGCAGCAGCGGCGGCUGACGCGGCGGCGGCGGCGGAGGCGCAAGGGGCGGCGAUGGAUACGACAGAGGGGAAGGCGGAGGGGGCGGCGGAAGGGGAGGCGGACGGGGAUGAGGCGCGGGGCGGCGCAGCUGCGUCCAUGUCUGCAGGCGAGGCACCAGCGGCUGACGGCUCCGCUGCAGGGGCAGGGCCAGGGCCAGGGACGGGGACGGAAGGUGCCACGGCGGUUGCGACGGCGGCAUCUGGGCAAGCAGGAACAGCAACAGCAGCAGCAGCGGGGCAGGCGGCGCCGGUGCAAGUGCGGCCAGGGGCGCGGGAGCGGCGGCGGCGUGGCGGCGGCACGCCGGCGCCGCCACCGCCGCCGUUUGCGCCUGCCGCCAACGGCUGUCGGUUGGUGGCUGUGCGGCUGACGCUGGAGGAGGCGUUCUUCCUGCACCGCGUGCUGCGCUGCCUGCAGGUGUACGAGCUGCAGCCGGGGGCGCCCAUUCCCGCCACGUCUGAGCACGUGCAGCUGCUUGACGAGCAGGGUCUGUGGGAUGCGUGUCGCGCCAUCCGCAGCAAUUUCGUCACCUCCUAUGCGGCCUACCACCACCUCAAAGCCAAGGGCUGGAUCCCGCGCUCGGGGCUGCUGUACGGCGUGGACUAUGUGGUGUACCAGCUACACCCGGUGGGCGCGCACUCGGACUUUGGUGUGUUGGUGAUCCCGCUGGGCCCCGGCGGCGAGCAGGAGGGUCCGGGUGCGGGCCCACACACGCCGCCCAUGAGGUGGCUGGACCUGCAGAUCACAAACCGCCUCAUCAACCAGGUGGUGAAGAAGCUCAUCCUGCUCUACCUUUACGAGCAGCAGCAGCCGCAGCAGCCGGGGGGUCAGCAGCAGCCGGGGGGGCCCGACCACGCCACGCCCGCGUGCCUACAGAACUUCCUGGUGGAGGAGCGCAUUGUACGGCGCUGGGUGCCCGACGCCACACGCGACUGAGCGCCGGGCAUACGGGCCAGCAGGAGCACUGCGUGAAGGUGAUUAGCAGGGUGUGCAGCAUGCCCAGUUUCGCGGAAGCAGGAGGAGGGGGAGGAACUAUUGGGCGUGCUGCUGCUGCUGUGUUGGGGCGGGACGGAAAGCGACGCGCUUGCGGGUAUUGCGGUUAAGUGUUUUAAGAAGAGCGGGACAGCGCGUUGGUCUUGGAGAGAUGGAGGAGCAAAGCUGCAAAGGAAGCGGAGCAAGCAGGAGGCGCAAGAGAGGCGGC
Messenger RNA from Chlamydomonas reinhardtii, 1827 nucleotides. RefSeq lists its product as uncharacterized. The transcript is spliced from 9 exons. Gene Ontology annotation, biological process: tRNA splicing, via endonucleolytic cleavage and ligation; tRNA-type intron splice site recognition and cleavage. Bases 165 to 1562 code for a protein of 465 amino acids. The record is from RefSeq and is a predicted model, not a curated record. Gene Ontology annotation, molecular function: tRNA-intron lyase activity; nucleic acid binding. Gene Ontology annotation, cellular component: tRNA-intron endonuclease complex. NCBI's taxonomy places the organism in Eukaryota, Viridiplantae, Chlorophyta, Chlorophyceae, Chlamydomonadales, Chlamydomonadaceae.